AUGUCUGACCGCAGAGAUGUUCAGACCGCGUCUUCCAGCUACAUCAUCCGCGACAGCGCCGGACGCCCUGUGAUGCACCCUCAUGCAGAAGCGUUCAUGCGCGGUCGUGCUACCCAGCUCAUUCCGCAGAUGCAUUUCAUCACUCGUAUCAUGGCCAUGGACGCCGAGUUCCAGACCAUGGACGACGAAGAAAGCGGCACUUCCGCAUCUGUCAUCGGACGCAUCUCGAUCGUCAACUACGACGGCAAGACGAUCUAUGACGUGUUCGUGUACUUUCCGGAGGAAGAAGGCAGGCUCAUGAAGCUACCACCGCAGAGCCUCCACCUUGGCGUCACCUACAGGGACAUCAAGCCUCAGUUCGGCGCGAUCCCAAUCGCAGAGGCCAAAGAAGACCUCCGCAAGAUCAUCGACGGCAACAUCAUUGUGGGUCAUUCGAUUCACAACGAUAUCGAUGCUAUCAAAGCCAGUGGCAUCGACGACAUCCUCGACUGCGCUUGGAGCUUCCGCGACACCCAGAACCAUGCGUACUAUGGCGCACGUCUCGGCAACAAUCAGCCGGGCCUGAAGAACCUCUACAAGGCCAUGGUCGGAAAGAGCAUUCAAGGCAGGGAGCACUCCUCUGUCGAAGAUGCUCAAGCAACUAUGGAGCUGUAUCGUCUCCGCGAAGCCGAGAUCGAACGCGAGCAGGCAGGCUGGGACUUCUGGUUGGAGCCACCAAGAUCCCAGGACGACAUUCUCGACGAGCUGCUCAAUGGCCCAGACUACUCCAAUGGUACUCCACCUCCAAAGAGGCUGCCCCGCGCUUUCAGGGUCGCUCAAGAGCAGGCAGACUCGGCUGCCGCUGCUAAAGCGUAUCGAUUCAAGAAGGACGACGCUCAUCGCAAGACACCAGCAGUUGCAGCGGGAAGCAAACAACCCGCCACGAAGGAGUUCGACACCUCGGCUGCGGCACCAUCCCCAAUUUCGAUUGCCCGCAAGGACAGCCUCAUGCCUCCAGACAGCACUACCUCCGAUGGCACCUCUGAGAAGGACUGCGGACACUCGAAGACCUCGUCGCUGGCCAGAUCGCUACACUCCACUGCGCCAUCCACGAUCUCCACCAAUUCCGCUCACAUCUCUUCCGUCGCUGCAAUGCGAGUGCCCUCGCCCAGUCGGGUCAAUCAGCUACCGGCAGUAGCUAUGAGCGCUGCGAAGAGGAAUGCCGCUAUCAAGAUCGCAUACCCGCUGGACCCGAACAUCCACGCUCGCAAGAACAUCACCAUGGGAACUACCUCGAUCAAGCAGAAGAAGGCCGACCCGAUUGUCCACGCUCGAAAGGGUUUCACCACCGAGUCUACUGUCGUCAAGGAGAAGAAGGUCGACCCACUCACUACUACUACUGCAGUAGAAGCGAGCGGAAAGUCCUGGUCCCAGGUCGCUGUCACGAAGGACAAGAAUGGGGCUGUCGAUAACUUCGCGCGAGCACCUGCCAAGACCGUCUUUCGCAAGCGCAACUAA
Messenger RNA from Fulvia fulva, 1497 nucleotides. Its product is annotated as RNA exonuclease 4. Gene Ontology annotation, molecular function: nucleic acid binding; exonuclease activity. The record is from RefSeq and is a predicted model, not a curated record. Bases 1 to 1497 code for a protein of 498 amino acids. Gene Ontology annotation, cellular component: nucleus. The transcript is spliced from 2 exons. NCBI's taxonomy places the organism in Eukaryota, Fungi, Ascomycota, Dothideomycetes, Mycosphaerellales, Mycosphaerellaceae.